Messenger RNA from Venturia canescens, 1540 nucleotides. Its product is annotated as interleukin enhancer-binding factor 2. The transcript is spliced from 5 exons. Bases 157 to 1308 code for a protein of 383 amino acids. The record is from RefSeq and is a predicted model, not a curated record. Gene Ontology annotation, molecular function: DNA binding; double-stranded RNA binding. Gene Ontology annotation, cellular component: catalytic step 2 spliceosome. Gene Ontology annotation, biological process: positive regulation of DNA-templated transcription. Lineage: Eukaryota; Metazoa; Arthropoda; Insecta; Hymenoptera; Ichneumonidae.
AUUCACGGAGAUGGGAUGAUAGACUUGUCUCUUGUCUCUCUUCUUACGCGUGUGACUGUGUGAGUGACAACGACACUUACGUUUGGAAGGUUUGGAAGAUCCCGACGUCGUUCGUUUGUUUAUACUUUUAUAUUAUCUUCCUUCAAAAACGUCAUCAUGGUACGUGGGGGCAGGGGUGGUAUAAUCCGAGGUGGGAGAGGCGGUAUGGGCAGAGGAAUGGGAUUUCCUCGCAAACAAUUUCUUCCUCGCCAUCCGUUCGAUUAUACGUUGUGUGAAGUUGCUUUUCCACCAGUAAAACCAGUUCCUGAUGAGUCUGACUUUACCAUGGCACUCAUAAAGAAAAAUACCGAUAUGUGUCCAACGCCAAAGGAACAAUCCUCCAUUCUUGACUUAGUUGUACGACUCCAAACUGUAUUGGACAAUUUGAUUGUAGCACCGGGUACUUUUGAAUCUUGUCAACUGGAAGAAGUCAGAAAAGUUGGCAGUUUCAAAAAGGGAACUAUGAUAAAGGGUCACAAUAUCGCGGAUAUUGUGGUCAUUUUAAAAACUCUUCCAACAAAAACAGCUGUUGAAGCACUGGGUACAAAGGUUCACACAGACCUUAAAGCAGCUAAUCCAAAGGAAACAUCCAAAUUGGUUCAAACAGAACGAGGAUUCGAUAUCUCGAAUAACGAAGCAACCGUGAGGAUUCUCAUAACAACGCUACACCAGAACUUGAGAAAAUUGGAAUCGGAUCAACAUCUGGACGUUAAAAUUUGUCAAGGACACCUCGCCGCGAUUCGGCACUCGCGAUGGUUCGAAGAAAAUGCUCAUCACUCAUGCAUCAAGAUUCUCAUUCGUUUGCUCCGUGACUUGCGUAGCAGAUUUGAAGGUUUCGAACCGAUGUCUCCAUGGAUGUUGGAUCUCUUGGCCCAUAAUGCCAUUAUGAAUAAUCCGGGUCGACAAGCGCUACCAAUCAAUCAAGCAUAUAGAAGAGUACUUCAGUUGUUGGCAUCAGGUUUAUUCCUCCCAGGCUCAGCAGGCAUUUCGGAUCCAUGCGAAGGCGGUAACAUUCGGGUUCACACAGCCAUGACACUGGAGCAACAAGAUUUAGUUUGUCUAACAGCGCAAACUCUUCUUCGUGUACUGUCUCACGGAGGCUACAGACCUCUUUUGGAAGGUGGCAAUAAGCUCGCAGUGGAGAUGAGCGUUUGGGCAGGCGGAGUUGUAGCAAGUCCUCUGGACAAAGCUUACGAACCACCAACGGAGCAAGAGCAACAGGAGGACAUGGAAGAGAGCAACGAGGAAAUGAUGACUGAAAGCUCUUAGAGUGAAAGCUCUCUGAACCAUUCGAAUUUUGUAUUUCAAUGUCGAUUUUAUUACCGUACGAAUUAAGCAGUGUUCGAUGAAUUACAAUGGAAUCAUGGAAUCAUGUUUUUUGAUCACAAAGGUGAUUUGAGCAAUUUACAUUUCUGAAACAGUGUUCUAAAUCUCAGUUUUCACAAAUCCUUGAAAAUAUUUCAUGUUCCACUUCACUCAAUAAAUAUAUCGUCUCAAAAUA